GCGUGUGACACCAUGAGAGUACGCUAGCCCGCUUCCCGCGGUGAGACACCAUGGGGGUGUUCAGCGUUUUCACCCUUCGGCGUAACAACAGCUUCUCUCGGGAUGGCAGCAGGCGGGGCAGAAGAGAAGGCAGCCUGCGGGGUGCGGGCGCCGAGGAGCCGUCCCUGGGCAAGGACUCCUCCACCUCCUCAGCCGUGUUCGACCUGGAGCUGUCGCAGCGCGCCGGCAAGGGCCCCGCGGAGCUGCUGGCGCGGCUGGCGCCACCUGGGCACGCCGCCGACGGCGGCAGCGCCCAUACCGGCGGCGACCCCUCGGCGCACCUGCCCUCGGGCCUGCUUCAGCGCAUCGUCUACCUCUCCCGACCGGUCAUGGAGUUCGAGCUGGACCUGCUGCAAGACCUGCGGGCGCUGCGCCCCACCUGCUGCCGAACACCCGACGGCCAGCUGGACCUGUCUGCCCUGGUCACGCAGCUGCAAGGCCUGGGCUACGCCUGCUACCUAAAGCGCAACAACCCAGCCGACCCCGCGCACCGCCACAACGUGCAGGCCAGCUGCCUGGAGAAGCUGCGCCACGAGUCGAUCGUGUGCGCGGGGCGGCGCGACGGCAGCCUGGCGCACUGGUGCGUCGUGGACCCCCGCUUCCGCGAACAGUUUGCCAUUGCGCAGCCCACCCCCGCCUACGACCGCUGCCUCAGGGCGGUGCCGCUGGAGUUUGUGGGGACGCCGCUGCGGCUGCAGGCGCUGGUGGAGGUGCUGUGCGGGCAGGUGGCCCACGCCUUUGCCUCCUCCCAGCGCACGCUGCCGCCCUGGCGCAAGCUCAAGUCCCAGCUGAGCAAGUGGUUUGACCCGGAGGAGAUGCCGGGGCAGGCGCAGCAGGCGCAGCAGGCGCAGCAGGCGGCGGCGGCGGCGGCGGGCGCGCCGGCCCCGCUGCCCUCGCCCUUUGCCCAGGCGCCGCCGCUGCCGGCGGCGCCCGGCGCGGGCGCCGCCGGCGGCCCCGCCGCGGCCAGCAGGCAGUCGCUGCUGCAGCUGCAGGCGGCGGCGGCGCUGGCCGAGAGGCAGAGCAGCGGCGGCGGCAGCCAGAGCUUCUACGAGUCUCUGGCCAUUCACCAGCAGUCGAUGCGCCUGCAGCAGCAGCAGGCGGCGGCGCCGCAGCAGCAGCAGCCGCAUCGGCGCCCCUCCCUGGAGCUCCUGCAGCAGCAGCAGGCGGCGGCGCAGGAGCAGGGGGUGGCGCGCGAGACGGCGGCAUACCUGGAGGCGGCCUGGAUGGCGGCGGCGGUGGCCGACGGCGCCCCAGGCACCCGCGCCGCCGACCGCAGCUACCGCCCGCGGCGGCGCGCGGGCGCGGUGCUGGGGCUGGGCCAGCUCGGCGGCGGCGCGGCGGGGCCGUGGGACGGCCAGGCCGCGGCCGGCGGCGGCGGCGGCGCCAAGCCGGGCCUGGGCUUUGGCGGCCUGGCGGCGCCUGCGAUCGACCUGAACGCCAGCGGCAGCUGGAGCGAUCUGUCCACUAUUCUGGAGACGCGCAGCAACAGCGGGGCCAGCAGCCCCGCGGCGGCGGCCCUGCUGCUCGCCGCCAACUGCCAGCUGGGCGCCAGCGGGGCGAGCCGGCGAUCUGCCGGCAGCGGCGGCAGCGGCGGCACGGUGCCCGCGCCCACCACGCUGCACCAGCGCGGCAUGGGCCUGGCGCAGCGCUCCUCUGCCGCCGCCUCGGCCGCGGGCAGCUGCGGGGCGGCGGGCAGCGAGCAGGCCUGGCCCUCGCCUGGCGCCAGCUCCUGCGACGGCCCCAGCCUGCGCGCCGGCAGCGGCGAGCUGGGAGAGGCGGAGAAGCUGGGGCGGGUCAGCGGGGAGGGCGAGGGCGGCACCAAGAAGAAGGCGGUAUCGCUGCUGGCCAAGAGCCUGAAGAGCGUCAGCCUCAAGCUGACCCCCGGCAGCCUCCUGCCCAUCAGCACAGUGCGCUGCCUGGGCCCCGCCGGCGCCGUCACCACGCAGCGCAGCUGGUCCUGGCGCUCGAGCGGCUCGGAAGGCAGCGAGGGCAGCCGGCGCGGGCGCCAGGUGCAGCCGCUGCCCUACCCCCUGCCAUAGCCCGGCGGCGCCAGCCCACCGCGCUGCAGCACUGACCCUGCCCUGUGUUCGCACACCACUCCCAAGCUCCAGCCCACCCAGGCUGCCCCACUGCUUCCCUCCACGCGUGUGUCUGCCCGCACUGCACUGCCACCCCUUGAACAAUGCCAGCUGCGCGCCAGCCAACAAGCUCCCAGGCCCACCGCCCAUUGCCAUUCACAUAUGUAUCGCUUUCUUCCCCUCCAGCGCUGCUGCCGAUGGCGCGGCCAGCCUCAGCACCCUGCCACCCCCGCGGGCCCGCAUUUCGGCCGCCACCCUCUGCCUCUUCAUUCCCUCUGUCUCCUACCCUGCGCUUUCCAUUGGAUCUUGAGAGCUGCAUGCACCGCCCGUGCGUGCUGCUCUGCCCCAGGCCCAUCCCUCUCCACCUCUGCCCCGCCCACCUGUGCAUCAGGCAUUCCCAUUCUACGCUUGUCGACCGCACCUGCACGCAUGCCUCGCCCAAACGGGCGCCCCACCGACUGACCCCGGCCCUCCGGGCUCCCCUGCCUUGCCAGUGCCUCGCUGCGUCCCUGGCCUGGCCCCUUCGGCACUAUGCCCUUCCGCCGUCCCCUCUCAGCCCUGCCCUUUCAUUGCAUCGCAGAGAAAUGCACCCGACCCCAGCCAUCAAGGAAUUCUUUGUUCAGGGCCGCACCCCAGCCGCCUGCUCCUUUUGAGUCCCCCUCUCCUCCUUUUGUGAGACCUGUUGGGGGUGUUUUGCAGGCAGCAUCUGAUUUCUGCCACAAUUUUGACCAGCGCGAAUAAUCUUGGGGCCCUUACCCGCCCGCUAGAACUAGGCCAGCACAGGAGUGUAAUGCAGCAGCCGC
This is a messenger RNA of Chlorella variabilis, 2920 nucleotides long. RefSeq lists its product as hypothetical. Bases 51 to 2078 code for a protein of 675 amino acids. The transcript has 6 exons. NCBI's taxonomy places the organism in Eukaryota, Viridiplantae, Chlorophyta, Trebouxiophyceae, Chlorellales, Chlorellaceae. The record is from RefSeq and is a predicted model, not a curated record.